Molecule: messenger RNA, 1858 nt
Organism: Frankliniella occidentalis (western flower thrips)
Lineage: Eukaryota; Metazoa; Arthropoda; Insecta; Thysanoptera; Thripidae
Product: tubulin delta chain-like
Exons: 3
Coding region: 349-1728 (459 amino acids)
Biological process (GO): microtubule cytoskeleton organization; mitotic cell cycle
Cellular component (GO): microtubule; cytoplasm
Molecular function (GO): structural constituent of cytoskeleton; GTP binding
Source: RefSeq, a predicted model, not a curated record
ACAGGCCCUGCAGGGCACGACAGCGGUGCGCGGGGGCGCAGUGCCAGCGGCUCGAGCAGAGCCAGCCAAAAUACAAAAGACACUGAGAAACAGGCGCACGCGCCCCCCAUACGACCCGCGGCGGGCGGCCCCGGGGCCCAAACACUUCGAAACCCACAGCGGCCAGGGUGCCAGGGCGCCAGAGCUCGCUCACGGGGCCGUAUCCUCCUCCACCACCAGCCCAAAGUACCCAAAUAAAGGUCAUGCGGAUGAAAUUGAACUAAUUUUCCUUCGAAGAGUCAGAAAAUUUACUAACUGUCACCAAUCCUCAGAUGGCUUGACAUUCAUUACAGAAGACUGAAGAAAAGUAUGGCUUUGACGACUAUACAAUUUGGACAGUGUGGCAACCAGGUCGGCCAUGAGUUGUUUUCUACUUUAGCAAAAGAUAUUUUUAAUCCCAAGCCUGGGGUUUCUUCUUAUGACAAUGAAAUUUAUGUUGAAAAAACAGUUACUCAGUGGUUUGAGCAAGACUUUAAUAUGGACAAACUUGUUGCACGAUCAGUUCUAGUUGAUACAGAGAAUAAGGUUGUGCAGGACUUACUAAAAAAACAAUCAUCCAACUGUCAUUGGGGAUAUAAUCCAAAAACAUGUGCCCUUCAAAGUGGAGGUGCCGGUAAUAAUUGGGCUAUGGGUUACCAGAAAAAAGGUCCAGAGCUAUUGGAAAGUGUCACUGAAGCCCUUCGAAUUCAGAACGAGAAGGCUGAUCGAUUAGCAGGCAUACUGAGUAUUAUGAGUUCUGCCGGUGGGACUGGUUCUGGUGUAGGUAGCUUUAUCAUGGAAAAUAUGCACGAUGAAUUUUCAAAGAAAGUAUUUUUCAAUGCUCUUGUGUUACCUUUUGAAGAAGGAGAAGUAGUGACUCAAUCAUAUAAUACAUUACUGACAUUAGCUAAAAUAUGGAACGUCUCUGAUGGAACUUUAUUAUUGCAAAAUGAUCAUUUGCAUAGUAUGUUAGUAAAUUUACUACAUUGUAAGUCAGUUGGUAUAGGCGAUCUUAACUCUAUAAUUGGCCUCAAGAUGGCUGGUAGUCUCCAACCUCUUCAAACCACCUCUUUCUCCAGCAGUAUGAGCACCACUGACAUUAUAUCUCACAUCGCACCUCAUCCAUCGUUUAAAUACUUUAGUGUUAAAUCCUCCCCUCACACACCAAGGGAGGUGAAGAAAUUUGAAGGAGGGUAUCAAUGGAAUAUUCUAUCAAAGCAUAUGAGGCAAAUGCUCCGAAUAAACUCCCUGAAUCCUGGCUCGGUAACUAUUGACUGGGAGCUUCGACCACCGUCAACUGCUCAGUCAGUGCAUUCUCUGCACCAGUUUUCAUGUAGUAUAGCUAAUCUUCUCAUAACAAGGGGGGUAGGAUUUGCUUCUACCCAAUGCACACCUGGUAAAGACUUCCGAGAGAAACCAUUACACCCAUGUUGGGUGCCAGAAGAGGGAGCAUUUCUCCAUUGCCAUCAAAAUCGAAGAUUCAAUGACCAAGAUAAAUUUGCAUUUCUUCUCACAAACAACAGUCAGUUGUAUACACCUCUCAACACUGUUGUGGAAAAGGCCUGGAAAAUGUUCACACACAAGGCCUAUAUGCAUCAGUACACACGAUUUGGUGUUCUGGAAGAAGAAUUCGUAGAUGCUUUUGUUAAAAUAGAAUCGGUGAUCAAGGCUUAUAAGGAGCUUAAUGGAAGUGAAGUUACCUGUAUCUAACUUUUUUUUUAAACUCAGAAUAUCUUGAAUUGCCUCAAUUUUAAAAUGAUAAAUGUAUUCAUUUUUGUUGUUUUAUUAUUUUGUGAUUAAGUGUUGAUGUUUUUGAAAAUAAAAGCUCACAAUGAUUUCA